CUUCCAAAACAAUGGCGAGUUCUUCGACUCCGGCAACCGUUAAUCAGGAUAAUAUGGGAAUAAGCAAGCCCACUAACCAAGCUGAUCUCGCCAACCAAAGCAAGAACGACAAGGGAAAUGACAAUGCCAACAUGCCGGGCGAAAAGGCAACCAUUAUUCAGGAUAAUAAGGAAAAAAGCAAGGCCACUAACCCAAAUCCUGCAGACCAAAGCAGGAGCGUCAAGGGAAAUGAUAAUGCCAACGUGUCGGGCCAAAAGCCAGGAUUCGAUUCUGAAUCAAAGUCUUCUCCGACGGUUUUGGACAUAUGCAAGGACACUAUCCCCGCUGUUAUGGAAAGCCUGGAGACCCUGGCCCAAUCCAAGGAUAUUGAUAAGAGCACGGGCGAUCUAGCCAAUAAGUUAAGGAAUGAUCUGACUUACAUAAGAAAUUCCCUCAAGUUGGAGGACAAUUCCAACACCUUAGAGCAACGAAUCAAGAAAUUCGAGGCACAUUCCAAUGUCCUCGUUGACGCUCUUAAACAGGGAAGCGAAUUCGAAGAUUCGGUAACUAAGCGUCAAGCUGAAGGCAAACAACUCCAAGACAAGCUUAAAUUACUCAAUAAGGUUGUCAAAAUGCUGAAGCACCAGAUCUCCUCGUCGAAAAAAUUGUCGCCCACAGACUCCGAAACUUGGUACAAGGAUAUUGAUAUCAACGAGUUUCAUUACAGCCAGGUGCUUGAUAUAUUGCCUGUCCUACAUGUUGACAAGGAAUUUGGGAAUAGCUUGGCUUUCCGAGACUUCCGGUUAGUAUAUGAUAAAUUGCCUGACUCCAGAAUAAAGUUGUGCUUGCUGUGUUUUGCUUUAAUUCCGGAAAAUGAGAUUGUGAAGAAGAGGUUUAUGACAUAUUGGUGGGUUGGAGAAGGAUUUAUUAGCCCACAGGGUGAGAAAGCUGAUGAUGGAACCGACACCUUCUUGUCGGUUGAGGAAGUUGCUGAUAGAAUCUUCAAAGAGCUGGCGAACAAGGACUGCAUUGAGCCCGUAAAUGAGAAGCACAGGUUUGUCGUGGACAGUUAUAAGAUGAAUCCUUUUAUCCGUUCGGCGGUGAUUUUGCUUGCCAAAGAAGCUAGGUUCUUUGAUUUUGAUGACAAAAAAGGGAAUCCCAGUGCCAAUUUUAAGACGUCUUACCGGGCAUGUUUAGUCAAUGGAUUUUCUCAGGAGUUGGUGAAAAGUGGAUCUGAAUCGGAUACAGAGAAACUGCAAGUAAUAUUCAACGUCAAUGAGCCUUAUCCUGAUGUUUUCAAUUUGGAGUGGUUCUCAAAGUUCAAGAAUGUCAAGGUUCUUUAUCUGGGAAGGUGGCAGACCUCAGCUAAGCAUCAUAUUGAAGUAGAGAGCACUGACUUCUUGGCAGGGUUGAAAAGUACGAAACUUUUAAGGUUUCUCAGCCUUCAAGGAGUUUCUAGAAUUACGAAGCUUCCUCAUUUCGUGUGUAAGCUCUCAAAUUUGAUGAUCUUGGAUCUUAGAGCGUGUCACAAUCUAGAUGCACUUCCAGAUUGGAUAGGCGCACUCAGGAAGCUGACACACUUGGAUAUAUCUGAAUGUUACCUGCUAGAUUACAUGCCCAAAGGGAUUUGUGAUCUCUCUGAACUCCAGGUCCUUAAAGGGUUUGUAAUCAGUAACGGGAACUCAUCACGUAAAAAUUGUACUCUUGUUGAUUUGGUAAAAUUGCAUAAGCUAAGGAAAUUGAGCAUCUACAUAAACACCAGAGAUCUAGAUGUGUGCCCUCUCCUAGAAUUUAACGCGCUUCAAAAGCUGACAAUUACUUGGGGAGCGGGAGCUUUUGAUCAAACCAAAGCAGAAAAAAACAAGGGUGGAGCACAACCAAUUAUGACUGCAACCACCCCAACUCCGAAGAACAGUGGGGGUAACAAAAAUCAAGACAAGGGUGUGCCACAAUCAAAGGCAGCAACCACCGAGAGUCCACAAAUGAGCGAAGAUGCGGUAAAGCAAGAAGAUGGUGUAGCACAGCCAAUGGCAGAAAGCUCCAUGAAUCCAGAGAAUGGUGGAGAUAAUAGAAAGCAAGACAGGGGUUCAGGACAACCAAUAUCAGCAACCACCACGAGUUCAAAGAACGUUGGAGAUAAGAAAACUCAAGACCUGGGUGUGGCACAACCAAUGUCAGUUACCACCACGAGUUCAAAUAUAGUUGGAGAUAAGAAAACACAAGACGUGGGUGUGGCACAACCAAUUGCAGCAACCGCCAAGAGUCAACAUGUGAGUGAAGAUGAGAGAAAGCAAAACAAGGGUCUAGCACAACCAAAGACUGCAACCACCACAACUCCAAAGAACUGUUGGGGUAACAAAAAACAAGACAAGGCUGUAGCACACCCAAUGACAGAUAGAGUUUUUAAGAAACUAGAGAAAUUGGAUUUGAAGUGUUACCCUUUUAUGACAGCACCCAAUUGGUUGCUGCAUAAAAAACUUCCGAAGCUAGAGAAACUCUACAUCAGAGGAGGGUACCUCCAAAAUCUAAGUCUAGUUCAGGAUCAGAAUGACAAGUGGCCGAAUGUUAAGGUACUACGCCUUAAGUUCUUGAGUGACUUUAAAAUGGAUUGGAAAAAGCUCCGGUCAUCAUUUCCAGAUUUGAGUUACUUGGAGAUAUUCGAAUGCCCUAAACUUACUUACGUUCCGUGUAAUGAGAAGGGAGUUAUAAGGUUAAGGCCAUGAAUUGAAAGAUGGAAUAAGAGCAGUUGCGAGACAUAACAUUAUGCAUUCACUCGGUUACUCCUCUCAAGAUGACUCAGACUAUUAAAAGUUUGUCAUGUUUCUAGCCCAGUCGUGAAUUUAAUUAUGUUUCAUGUGUACUUUUGUGCAUUUCAAUAAAUUGCAAUAAUGUUCUUGUAUAUCUCCAUGACUCCUUCCCUACUCAUUUGGAUCUAGAUGCCAAGGUUGUUCCAGUAGAGCAUGUGGCUUUCUUUUUUUUUUUCUUUUUUUUUGGAU
Messenger RNA from Alnus glutinosa, 2975 nucleotides. RefSeq lists its product as uncharacterized. The record is from RefSeq and is a predicted model, not a curated record. Bases 12 to 2702 code for a protein of 896 amino acids. Gene Ontology annotation, biological process: defense response to other organism. The transcript has 3 exons. NCBI's taxonomy places the organism in Eukaryota, Viridiplantae, Streptophyta, Magnoliopsida, Fagales, Betulaceae.